AUGGAUGGCCCGUCAGAUUAUGUAGUCGACCAUUUCGAUUCGGAUAGCUCGCCUUACUCGGUUCGCCCAUUGCCACCGGUUCUCCGCCAUGGCCUCGCCGCGGUGGCGGCCAUGGGGUUUCUCUCCUUCUUCACUAGCCUCGGUUUGUUAGCGUUUCUCACUUACAAACUGAUCCAAUGGCAAAACGGCUCACCAACCACGAAGAAGGAGGAUCUCAUUACCAAGGUGGAGUCGCCGAAACCGACAGACGCUGUGUUCAUCAUUCCAAGCAACUGGGCUGCAGCUACUGAAGAAGAAAACUCGAAGAAGGAGAAGGAAAGUUGGUUGCAAAGGGCCAUCAACGAGCCGCCGAAUCAGUUUCUCGUCUUAAUCUUCAACCUGCUUCUCGCCGACAUCCAGCAGGCGCUAGCCUUCCUACUGAACGUAGAGUGGCUGACGAGAAACGCCAUUGAAGUCGGCACGGGCACCUGUUGGACCCAAGGAUGGUUUGUCUCGACCGGCGACCUGGCGUCCUCCGUGUUCAUCACUGCCAUCGCGAUCCACACAUAUAUGUCGAUUGUCUCGACGAAAAAGAUCCCGACGUGGGCCUUUCAUGCAGCAAUUGUUAUGAUGUGGGGUUUCGUCUACGGGACAGGGGUCCUCGGCAUAAUCAUCACAGAGAACGGGAAGAGUGAGGGCGGUCUCUAUGUGAGAGCCGGCGCUUGGUGUUGGAUCAACUCCAAGUAUCAAGACGUUCGCUUAACACUGCAUUACCUUUGGAUCUUCCUCUCCCUAAUCCUUACGCCUAUAAUCUACUUAAUAAUAUUCUUUCACUUACAAAAGUUGGCUCGGCAAAACGGCGGCGUUAUAUCGUGCUGUUCCCACUCAUCAGGGGCGGCGCCAAGCGCAUCGAGUUGCAGCUCCUCUAGUUCAGGCACAACAUCAAGCUGUAAUAACCACAGUACGGUAUCGCGAGCGAUUUGGCGUCCACUGAGUGUGACGAAGAUUCUCAGACGGUUACCCGGCAUCCCAGAUUACGCACGACAGCACACCUUUCUCUUGUACCCUCUGGUCUAUGUCAUCUGCACCAUCCCUUUGGCUGCUGGCCGAUUCGCCUCUAUGCUUGGCCACGAUAUCUCUCUAGGAUACUUCUGCUUUGCGGGAGCCAUGAUCGCUUGCAACGGUUGGAUGGACGUUGUUCUUUACUCAUCGACACGACGAUCCAUCGUCUUCUCAUACGAAGGACCGCCAUCGCAAGAAGUUGGCCUGGAGACUUUCUCAUUCAUGUGCGGCACACCUCCAAAGUUUGGCAACACAACCAUUGUCAUGGGAGGUUCUCCUCCGGAGCAAAAGCGGGCAAAGAGAUACAACGAGUGGUACGAGAAGGUUGCCCGCAAGGGCCCAAAGUCUGGCGGUUUGAAAGCGCUCAAAGUUGAAGGCGCCGAAGGUAUAGACAGCAUGAAAGGAUUCGUCAUGGGAGAGGGAUCUAUCACGGGCAUGGGGAUUCAAUGCAAGACCACCACGACAGUCUCCGUCGAGGUCAACACCUUGGCAUCACCUACGCGGCCGAAACUUGCGGCUGUAGGCAGGAAGUUGAGCGAUGCCAGCAGCUUUAGUGUUGGCUCAUCGAUAAGUGUAGAAACUACCAAGGAAUGA
This is a messenger RNA of Colletotrichum orchidophilum, 1635 nucleotides long. RefSeq lists its product as uncharacterized. Gene Ontology annotation, cellular component: plasma membrane. The transcript has 2 exons. Gene Ontology annotation, molecular function: G protein-coupled receptor activity. Bases 1 to 1635 code for a protein of 544 amino acids. The record is from RefSeq and is a predicted model, not a curated record. Gene Ontology annotation, biological process: adenylate cyclase-activating G protein-coupled receptor signaling pathway. Lineage: Eukaryota; Fungi; Ascomycota; Sordariomycetes; Glomerellales; Glomerellaceae.